Messenger RNA from Theobroma cacao (cacao), 483 nucleotides. NCBI's taxonomy places the organism in Eukaryota, Viridiplantae, Streptophyta, Magnoliopsida, Malvales, Malvaceae. The record is from RefSeq and is a predicted model, not a curated record.
AUGGUCGUGUUAGUGUCGCCAGAAGGAGAUCAUUAUCCCGUCAUAGCUAAACUUAACUUCUAUUGCACCAAUAAUGUGGCCGAAUAUGAAGCUUAUGUCAUGGGUCUUCAGGCAACAAUCGAGAGGAAAAUUCACGUUUUGGAAGUAUAUGGGGACUCUGCUUUGGUCAUUUAUCAGUUACGAGGAGAAUGGGAGGCACGUGACUCGAAGUUAAUCCGGUAUCAUAAGUAUGUUUCAAAGCUGAUUGAAAAUUUUGAUAAGAUUUGCUUCACCCAUUUGCCUCGAGAGGAGAACCAAAUGGCUGAUGUAUUAGCCACGCUGGCAGCAAUGUUCAAAGUUGGUACCAAUGUCAAGAUUCAACCCAUCAUGAUUAAUCUUCGAGAAUGCCCUGCACACUGCUUUAGUGUAGAGGAAGAAAUAGACGGGAAACCGUGGUACCAUGAUAUUGUGCAUUAUCUCAAGUUUCAACAGUAUCCAAAAUAA